Molecule: messenger RNA, 1051 nt
Organism: Colias croceus (clouded yellow)
Lineage: Eukaryota; Metazoa; Arthropoda; Insecta; Lepidoptera; Pieridae
Exons: 2
Coding region: 1-774 (257 amino acids)
Source: RefSeq, a predicted model, not a curated record
AUGGGUGGUGCUUUAAACACGACGUGUUUGCCAUCAAUAGACCCACAACAUCCAGGGCAAUUCCAUCUUCUUCGAAAUCCUGUUUCUAUUAUAUCCCAGUCUGUACUUGUAGAGAAUAAUGAAGAAAAUCGUGGAGACAAUUCAAUUGAUCAAACAACUGAUGAUGAAAUCAGUGAGCCUGCAUCAACUACCGAGCAUCAAUUUACAAUACCAAAUCCUACUAACGCCACUCGUAAAAGAAGACUCCGGGAAUUACAUUCACUUGUGGAUAAAGUGAGCUGCAUUAACAAUACUAUGAAUACAGCAAGUUUGCAAUCUACUACUGACCAUUUUGCUAAAAGUGUUGCAGGACAGUUGAAAGCUAUGCCUUUGCUUUUGGCGCUGGAAGCUCAAAAACAUAUUCAAAACUAUUUGUCCGAUAUGCGUAUACAACAAUUAAUGAACAGUAGUAGAACCCCUUCGCCAAUGAAUAAUAGUAGCCGUUUUACUCCAUCGCCUUCUUCAAGUACGUAUUACGUUGAGUCCCCAGAACCUUCACAAUCAUGUAUUGGACAGAAUCCUCAACGUAUUCCUGCAGAUACUCUGGACAGCGUUUCUACAGUAACACCUCCAUACAAUACAGUAAAUCCCCGAUCAAGAAGAGAAAAUUCUAUAACAUUUUAUUCCCAAGCUGGAGAUUUAUCACAAAGUAUCCUUGAACCUGAUAUUUUGUCACACGCAGACCGCAGUAGCUUCUAUUGUGGAGGUCGAGGAGCAGUAAUUUUAUUUAUUUAGUUUGUUUAACUGUGAGUUAAUUAUCGAUAAAUAACAUGUUUUGUUUGUUUAAUAAGCUGAGCUAAUUAUUAAAAUAUUAAUAAAUAAAUACUGAGUGUAAAUAUGUUUUUUCUUACCUUUAUAAAAUCUUUCAACGCAUGAAAUAUAGCUUCACACAUGUAAGGCAGCAUCAAACAUAUACUUGAUUUAGAAACUCUAAAAAAGUGAGAUAGACUGCGGAAACUAUUUCCAGUAGCGAGACAAUCUAAAACAAUAUGUAAUUUUAAUUUUGAUUCUA